This is a messenger RNA of Nicotiana tabacum (common tobacco), 1690 nucleotides long. The record is from RefSeq and is a predicted model, not a curated record. Lineage: Eukaryota; Viridiplantae; Streptophyta; Magnoliopsida; Solanales; Solanaceae.
UUCUGUGUGUCAUCGCCGGCCUCCCGACAUGGUAGAGAUCGAAGAAGCAUCCACCGACGCCGAUGAGGUGACUCCACUGUUAAGCAACCCGAAACCCGAUCCGAACCAUUCAACUCGGACUAAGUCGGUUCGGACCGAGGUUCCGGAGGUCAAGGUCCACCUGUAUCGGCAAGGCAAGGGUCCUAUCGACGAAUUCACGAUGCCCUUAGGUGGAUGGGACCAGGAUCAGCUGGAGGUUCGUGAAAUUCUCGACAAAUACGGGUUCAAAUCGGUCUAUGCAUUCAAACCGGAUACGGGUCGGGGCGUUCCCAUCAGAUUCAACCCCCGUAACGGCCGAUCUAUUCUUACCUAUAGAGAUGGAUCCGAAAUCCAUAUUGAUGGAGAGCCUAAGAGAGCUUUUUGUGAUCAGAGCCUUCAGAAUAAAUUAUUUUUACAUCAGAAAUCAGUACUGAAACUGAGGAUAUCUGGAAAGGAAGCAGAAACUGCCUAGUUGAUGAAGGUUUAUGUGCUCUAGUUUUGCAGUUUGGCAUUUCAAUCUCGAAAAUUGAAAUGCCAAAAUAGCCGUGCUCUUUGUGUCAACUUGAUCUAUCUAUAAGCGUGAGUAUAAACAUGAUCUGUAGUCACCCAUUUAUAUCUUGAAUCGUUUGCAAGAGGUUUUCUUGAACUGCAUGAACUUUUGACAUUGUUGGACACUUUCCAGAAACUGUUGAAAGGAUAUCUAAAUUUGAUAUUACUGCUAAUUUUCCUGAGCGCUUACAUUGAAAACAAAAAUUGGCAAACGGGAAGACUUUACUUGAGAUAAAUAAGUUCUUCCAUAAAUCGGUUAUCAGGAAAAAAAAACUCUGUAUCAACAUGCAUGUUAACAUAAAUAAGGCCCACAUUGGCAGGCCCUAACAAUGAGAGAUCAUGAAAGGAAAUUGAAGGGAACUGCUCUCCACUCUCCAUAAUGAACUGAGAAUAUAUCAUCCCUUUUAUAACGGCAAAGGGCCAAAUAUACCCUUGUACUUUCGGAAAAGGUUUAAAUAUACCCUUCAUUAUACCCUGUUGUUAUACUUUGAGUUUAAAUAUACCCUUCAUUUAAACGGAGGGACACGUGUCAUCGUCCUAUCUCCUAAUUAAUUAAAAAGACUCAUACCCAUACCCGAAAAGCAAGUUUCAAAAACUUCUUCAUCAAUGGCCACGUCUUCUGUAGACUGUCAAGUAGGCUAUUACUUAUUUUGUACUUCUUCUAAUGACAUUUGUUGAGUGCACUAUUUACUUCAAACUUAUAAUAAAUAAGCUUUUUAUGGGCUUCCUUCUUUUUAUUUCAGCUAAUUAAAGCUAAAUCCUUGAUUUGAUUCUUGAUUCUACUCUAUCUUGAGAAAUCCAAAUAAGAUGAGAAGAGGACAUUUGGACUUCUUUUUAACAUUCCUACUAAGGGAAGUAUAAAGUUGGAUGGAUGGAGAUAAACCAGUAGGAAGGGAAUGAACAUUAUAUUAUUGACAAACAUCUUUCUCCAUUCAUGUUUUUUUAUGCUUUUCAUCAACCAGAGAGGAAGUUCCGUUGAUAUUUGCAUCUUUGUAGGGAAUCUAUGUUUUAGUGUCCUUAUCAACAAAAAAAAAAAUCUAUGUUUUAGUGUAGUAGCAGCCAUUGAUGAAGAAGCUUUUGAAGCUUUCUUUUCGGGUAUGGGUAAUGGGUAUGGGUAUGGGUA